CGACGGCGCCGCAGGGCGGAGGAGGAGCCUCGGGUUCCCUGAACCUUCGCACCCGGAGGGCGGCUGGCUGCGGCGGCGGCCGCCCACGGGCUGCUGCGGGGCGUGGUGGUGGACAGAGACGGGAGCGUGUGGAGGGCGUGCAGCGACCUUUCAUCAUUCCACAACUGAUAACAAGGAUUAUCAGAAAGUUGAGUCGACACCUUCGGAUCCGGGCCAUUUUGGAGUGGAUGCUUCUCAUUUAAAAAGUAGGAGGCAUGUCAGAAGCAGAGUCCGCAAAUGUCUGCAGUCUCUCUGGAGACUUGACUCAUUCAUAUUCUCCUUUUUCCAUGGAAACCAACAGCACCGGUUCAGACUUGCCGCAGGUGUGCGUCGCUUAUGUCGACCUUGGGAAUCGCUCACAGAAUGCACUAACUCAGCCAAAUGUCAACAAUAUUUCUUCUUUCGGACGAUUUGAACCCACAUGUACAUUUCAGCAACCGGAAGCAUUUUGCCAUGAGAUGAUAUUCCAAAAUCUGACCGAAGGCACGCCUUGCACAGAGAUGCCAAAACUGCAAAGUCAUGCAUAUGACUAUGCAAAAGACAGCAAUGUAGAGGAAGAGUCAUCAAAAGAAGACUACGUCAUGGAAACUAGCUCUUCUAUGAAUAACCUUGACGACGAGUGUGUGAGACAGCUUCCCUAUAGCCCGCCACACUGCAGGGAAGGAACCCUGAAAUUCACGGAGCUGUCACUGGAUCAAAGCCCUGCUGGGGCAUCUGCCUUCAACCUUCCUCAGAACUUCUUAUAUAAGGAAAGUAAUGCCACUUUUUCACAAGAAAGGCAGAAUCUUGGGGAGCCUCCUGAAACCUUCCUCAGUCACCAAGAGGAGGCCAUGGAAGACCCCAGGACUCUUUCUUCCUGGUCACCUGCUGGCGCUUCCUGGAAUGUGGAAGCCUAUCAGGAGGGCGUGAAGACUCCUGACAUAGAGGAAAGCUCCGAAAACUGUCAGCCUCUGGAAGAGGAUAUGGCUCUCAAUGAAGUUUUAAGGAAAUUAAAAUAUACCAACAAAAAACAGGAAGUCCAGAUCCAAAGCCUCCAGUGUAGUAACACCUACUUGGAGAAGAAGGUCAAGGAACUGCAGAUGAAGACCGCCAAGCAACAAAUGCUCCUUGACAUCAUAAACCAGCUCAAAGAGAACGUCGAGGAGCUCAUCGAAGACAAGUACAGAGUCAUGCUAGAGAAGAACGAUACUGACAAGGCGCUGCAGAACCUGCAUGAAGUCUUAACGAACACGCAAAAGCAUCUCCAGGAAUCGAGGAAUGAAAGAGAAACCUUACUGUUAGAACUGAAGAAGAUCAAGGCCAGCUACGUUCAUCUCCAGGAAAGAUACGUGACUGAAAUCCAGCAAAAGAACGAAACUAUCGAUCAGUGCCUAGAGAAGGAGAGAACCUUAAACAAAAAGGAAGAAGAGAUGGAAAGACUGCAGCAGCUCAAAGAGGAGUUGGAAAAGGUCACUACGUGCACUUUGGACUUACUGAGAAAGGAAAAAGAGUCCCGGGUGCAAGAGUUGCUGUCUUUAAAAGAGGAGUUUCAGAAGCAGGAGAGGAAUAGCCUAAAGGAAAAACAGGAACUGAAAUCUAGGCUCGAGAAAGUGGUCGCUCAAGUGAGAAGUUUCCAAUGCCUAUCUGAACAUGAAAAGGCUAAGAAUGUGAGACUUCAAGAACAGAUCAACCAAGUGCAAGACGAGAACGCCAGGCUGCAGGAGCAGGUUGCAAGGAGUGAGGUGCAAACCCCUGGCUGUCAGUCUGAGAUUGCUCAGUUAAGGAGGCACCCCGAAGGAGGCGUGGAGUCAGGCAGCACAAAGGAUGCUGCGACGCCUCCUUCUGACUUGCUCCUGAAUGGCUCACCAGGCAUAGAAGACAGCCAGAGUCCCCCAGAUGCAAAAACAACUCAGCUGACCUCCAAAGAAAAUCCUUUGCCUCUAAUGGAUAGCAUCAAUUCUGAUGCUGAACAUUUCAACAGUAAGGAAGAAGUUAGUGAUGUAAUGCAGCAAAAACUGAAGAGCUUUCAUCUUAAAAAGAAGACUUUAGAUAUGGAGGUUACUAACCUUGAUUCAAGUGAGAGCAAGAAUAUCCGAGAUGUACCUAUCUUAUUGGGAGACAAGCUGAAUGAAUACCACUACUUAAAUGAAGAGCUUGACUUCUUGGUCUCAUCAUAUGAAGAAAUUAUCGAGUGCGCUGACCAAAGGCUGGAAAUAUCCCACUCUCACAUUGUACAUUUGGAAGAGAGAAAUAAACAUUUGGAAGAUUUAAUUAGGAGACCCAGAGAGAGAGACAGAAAACUAAGACCAAGAGGAUUAACUAAUCAUCCAAAGCCCAUGACCCUGACACCCGCCACUCAAACCCCAUCUCCUCCAAGAGGUCUUUCUCCCUUGGACACCUUCCUUCCGUGCGCCCACAGUGCACCCGGAGUCCUAUUUCAUUACAUUCUAUACCAGAUAUUUUAGAAGGCAAUAAAAGUGAUUUAGAUUAAGCAGGAUUGAAGGCUAAACGUAAAUCAUUUUUGCCAGCGACUCCGGGAGCAGAGUUUUCCAGACCCAGCCACACAAAUGAAGCGGUGAGACUCAUCUCUGUUGUCAGACACUAAAUUCCAACAAAUGUGAUUACUUUUCUCCUAAUUUCUUCAGUUGAAUAGUCAAAUAUACUCUACUUUAACAUAAACAGAUGGCUACAGUGGCUUAUUUACUAAAUACAUGUUUUCAUCCUCAUAAAACUCCGUAGCCACGUCACCAGACCUUUAAUAAUACAUGGACAUGCUCCUGUUUUUUCUGCAUAUAAACUCCGUGUUUGUCAUGUGAACAUUAAACACACUUUUCCCUGCA
Molecule: messenger RNA, 2858 nt
Organism: Erinaceus europaeus (western European hedgehog)
Lineage: Eukaryota; Metazoa; Chordata; Mammalia; Eulipotyphla; Erinaceidae
Gene: CAGE1
Product: cancer antigen 1
Exons: 12
Coding region: 255-2483 (742 amino acids)
Source: RefSeq, a predicted model, not a curated record